Molecule: messenger RNA, 423 nt
Organism: Arctia plantaginis
Lineage: Eukaryota; Metazoa; Arthropoda; Insecta; Lepidoptera; Erebidae
Source: the annotation of a GenBank genome assembly
AUGGGGCAAACUCAAUCAAUAGAAUUGGACACUGCUGAAGACUUGCGGCCCUCCCUGCGAGGGCACUCAACAAUGAUUCAAAUAUCUACGACGGUUGAUUGUUCAAAAGAAAGCCUGAAGACUAGGAGGAGAUCCAAGACUAAUUCAAAAAAUGAAGACCGUAAUCUCUCUCUCUUCUCUUUGGAGACUUCGUCGACAGGAAUAUCGUCCGUAAAUAAUUACAGGCGAUCUUCUUGUAAAAACACAAAAGAUUUGCCUAAAGACCAUGAAGGUACCAUCGCGGCAUACGUAAAGGCGUAUGAAAGUAGAAAAUCUUCAGAGUCACUAACUGCAGUCGCAGAAGGCUGUAAAAAUAGAAGCAUAUGUAAGCAGUACAGAAAAUCAACGAGAUUAUUGUAUACCUUACAUUUACAGAACAUGUAA